UUAGAGAGUUAACGUUUUAAAUAAAUUUUAUCUUUUAUUUAGCUUACGUAAAUAUUAUCUAUAACACUUUAUACAAUAAACGUAUGUAGUUUUAAAGUUAUUAAAAAUGUCAGAAAAAAAAGUAAUCAAAAUUGGUACACAUGAUGGUACCUUCCAUUGUGAUGAAGCGCUUGCUAUUUUUUUAUUAAAACUUUUACCAAAGUAUAAAGAUGCAGUUAUUGUAAGAUCACGCGAUCAGAACGUUUUAGAUACUUGUGAUGUUGUUGUAGACGUUGGUAAAAUAUAUGAUCAUUCCAUUUGUCGAUAUGAUCAUCAUAUGAGAGAUUUUAAUGAAUCAUUAAGUACUGUUUUAAAAGACCCUACUUGCGAAUGUCCAAUAAAAUUAAGCAGUGCAGGAUUAAUUUAUUGUCAUUAUGGUUAUGAAAUAAUACAACAUUUGGCUCCUGCAAAUACGAGCUUGAAACUUAUUAAAGCAGUAUUUAAAAAUGUGUAUUUUAAGUUAAUUCGAGAAAUUGAUGCUAUAGAUAAUGGAGUACCAAUGACCAAAGAAGAACCUGCUUAUAACAUAUCAACUGGAAUAUCUUCAAGAGUAGGUAGAUUAAAUCCUGCUUGGAACAGUAAUACAGUAAAUAUCGAUGAACAAUUUCAAAAAGCUAUUGAAUUAGUUGGUGAAGAAUUUAUGCACGCUGUAAACGAAUGUAUAUAUAUAUGGUUGCCAGCAAGACAUAUUGUAAAGGAUGCUUUAAAAAAUCGUUAUGAGGUCUACAAAAGCGGAGAGAUUAUAUUACUAGAAACACAUGCACCGUGGCAGUACCAUUUAGCACAGUUAGAAAAAGAAUAUAAUAUAAAACCUCUUAUAAAAUAUGUUAUUUUUAAGGAUGUUUCUGGUGAAUGUAGGGUUAGAGCGGUUUCUGUAAGACCAUCAAGUUUUGAACCCAGGCUUUGUUUACCAGAAAAGUGGGGAGGUUUAAGAGAAACGGAACUUGAUAAAGUCAGUGGAAUUGAUGGUUGCAUUUUUGUUCAUACGACUCGUUUCAUUGGAGGUAAUAAAACUAUGGAAGGUGCAUUAAAAAUGGCAAUUAAAUCAUUAGAGAUGGGAAAUAUAUAAUAGAAUCAGGUACCAUUUGAAAAUUUUGUAUUUUACAAAUUCUUCAUUUCGAUAAUAAUUGUAUUAACAAUUAUCGAAAGAUUUUUUACUCAUAUGAUUAAUGGUUUCGUUGUUGUUGAAAGAUUAAAGCUACAAAUUGAGAGAAUACGUUUGUUUCUCUCCGACGUUUUAAAACAUUACAAUUUAUAUAAUAAACGAAUUUUUUAUUCAUACACGAAAUAGUAAUGUUAUGAUAUGGAUGUGUAAUAACAGAAUUGAAACAUAUUUUUAUAUAGUAUGAUUACGUGACAUAAAUUAUUCAACGUGGCUGGUAUUCGUCAGCUGAAUUUUCAAAUAUAACAUCGAAAGAUACUUCAAUGAAAUAUAAGUUACUAGAAUAAGGA
Molecule: messenger RNA, 1491 nt
Organism: Polistes dominula (European paper wasp)
Lineage: Eukaryota; Metazoa; Arthropoda; Insecta; Hymenoptera; Vespidae
Product: MYG1 protein
Cellular component (GO): cytoplasm; nucleus
Source: RefSeq, a predicted model, not a curated record